This is a messenger RNA of Suricata suricatta (meerkat), 1926 nucleotides long. It is a transcript of the gene TM4SF18, whose product is annotated as transmembrane 4 L six family member 18. The record is from RefSeq and is a predicted model, not a curated record. Bases 110 to 715 code for a protein of 201 amino acids. The transcript has 6 exons. Gene Ontology annotation, cellular component: membrane. NCBI's taxonomy places the organism in Eukaryota, Metazoa, Chordata, Mammalia, Carnivora, Herpestidae.
AUUUCACACCAAGAGAUUGUGAGCUGCAGUUCUGGCUGAGUCCUGGGCUUCUCAUGAAUAUGAAGUAAAGAAAGGGCUCUGACCCGAAAGUGGUUCUGAGCAGGGUAAAAUGGGGUCUCGGAAAUGUGGAGGCUGCCUAAGUGGUCUGCUGAUUCCGCUUGCACUUUGGAGUAUAAUUGUGAAUAUAUUACUGUAUUUCCCAAAUGGGCAAACUUCCUAUGCAUCCAGCAAUAAACUCACCAACUACGUGUGGUAUUUUGAAGGAAUCUGUUUCUCAGGUGUCAUGAUGCUUCUAGUAGCAGUAGUUCUUCUUGUCCUGGAGAAUGAUAACAACUGUAGAUGUUGCCAGAGUGAGAACUGCAGCAAAAAAUACAUGACACUGCUAUCAAUGAUUUUUUCUGCCCUUGGAAUUGCUUUCUCUGGAUACUGCCUGGUCAUAUCUGCUCUGGGCCUUGUUCAGGGUCCGUACUGCCGCACUCUCGAUGGCUGGGAAUAUGCCUUUGAAGGCACUGCUGGACGUUUCCUUACAGAUUCCAGCAUAUGGAUUCAGUGCCUGGAACCUGCACAUGUAGUGGAGUGGAACAUCAUUUUAUUUUCCAUUCUCAUAGCUCUCAGUGGGCUUCAGGUGAUCGUUUGCCUCAUCAGAGUAGGCGCCCAGUUAUCCAAGAUACUGUGUGGAAACUAUUCAGUCAUCGUCCAGCCUGGAAUCAUUUGAAUGAGGACAUGAAUGUUUUCCAUUAUCAAGAUAUGCCAUCUGUUUGUCUCAUACCUACUGUAGAGACUUAAGGGCAAUAUUCCAGUGAUAGUGUUUUCUCCAUUUGGUGUUUACUGUGCCUGCUUAUGAAAUUUACGUCUUCACUAAAUAUGCCAACUAUGCUACCUUUCCAUUCAAAAUAUUUUUUUAAGCGAUAUGUGUCAGGAUCUUCAGAAAUUUCUAAACCCUUUGGUCAAACAAAUUCAUUUCCAAUAGUUCAUACUAUGGAAAUAAAUAAGAAUAGAAGAUAAAACUUUAUCCAAAUAUAUAUAAUACAAAUAUUAUUUGAUAUUCUGGAAAAUUAGAAAUACCCAUAAGUCUAACUUUAGGCCUAGAGGUUGGAGGUCCUGGACUCACUAUUUUCUUUCAUGUGGUGAAAAGUUAUUUGCUCUGGCUGCAGACUGAACUCCACACAGCCUACUUGGGCUCCCAACCUAAUUAAUGGUCACAUUGAACAUUCUGGCGCAUGGUGGAGAAAAGGUCCCAGAUCUUUACUUCUAGGUAUUAUGUUUAUAAAUAAAAUGUUCUGGUGCUCAAAAAAAAAACAACUAACUUUAGGGGAAGAAUUAAAUAAAGAGUAGCACAUUAGUAUUAGUCUUGUACAGUCAUUACAAAUUAUGUUAUACAGUCAUUAAAAAUUAUAUUUUUAAGAUGAUGAAUACUAUUAAUUUAAAACGCAGAUUAUAAAUUCAUGUUUACAGUAUACAUUAACCAUCUAAAAUUAACACCAAAUAAUCAAAAUUUACAAUAAAAACUAAAUCUAGAAGGAUUUUCAGAAAAAUGUUAGCUGUCACUGACUUGGAUCAUAGGUGACCCUUCCUACUUUUCUAUAUUUUCCAAAUUUUCUUUAUUAUGUUUUAUAAUUAAAACACAUUUUAAAAUUCAUAUUUUUACUAUUGAGAUUAUUGAUUUUCCCCAAUCUUUAAAGAUAUAUGCUUUUUCAAUAUGUUUUCCUACCUUGAAUAUCUAUAAAUAUCAUAAAAAAACAUAAAUAAUGUUCAGUAAGGAAACUUGUGAGAUAGAUAAGACAAAAGUUUUGUAUAAACUUGUAUAAUCAUACUGAACUGUUAGCCUCAUUUUCUCACUCCUGAUGAGUUGGUAGACUACAAGAGGUAGUCUUGAAAUAAAUAAAUGAUCAGUUGAGGACAUGCUCAACAGGUUAAAGAAAGUGA